CAAGAUAUAAAAGGAGAAGCACAUAGACGAAGGGGACGCUUGAAGCCUAGACAUAAUUCCUAACAUCCUAAGAGAGCCUGAUCAUCUCUCAUCGCACUGAAAGGAGUUCGUAGUGCUGUCCUUUUAUCUGGUUUCUAGGAAGGAGAAAAAAAAUGGCUUUGGCGAGAUGAUGUGAUCAGCGAGGCUCCUGUUUCCUCUAAGGCGCAGCAAAGGGAAGAAAAAUAAAGAGGAAAGCAGAAAAGAAGAUGGAGGAAGAACAGGAGAAGAACAGAGGAGCAGCAAGCAGCAGGGUCAAGAUCAUGGCUUCACAUUUCAGAGUGUAAACUUAUCUGUGGUUAAACAAAAUCAGUUUGACGAUGUUCUCUUCUAUCAUGGAGAGGAAGAGUUACAAACAACAGUGCAAAUCUGAGAAGGUCCAUAUGGGAUGUAUGUCUGGGCUCAUGCACAUGUUUGACUUCCAUCGCAGUCCAAAACUUAUUUCAGAUAGGAGCCAUGGCAUUAGGCGGAAUUCAGUUAGAAGUGACAUGAAAGACUCUAAAGAUUUUCAUGGAAUCACCUUCUCUGAUGAGGACAAAGACUAUGGGGUUAAAACAAUUUAUGCUGGUAGGCCAAGUAUUAAAGCACUUAUGGAAGAAGAGAUGUCCAGUGGAACACAGAUCUUGAAGGAGACAGAAAGGAAUAUAUUUGGGGUAUGUUAUGAUGAUUUUAAAUCUAUGAAUUUAAGAGAAGGAUAUGAAAAUGACCUAAACUUGGCUACAAGUCUCAUGGAAUUAUACAGAAAUCAUAAUGGAGGUCAUGGUGUUAUCACUUUAGAAGUAUCAGAUCACACUUCUAGUUUGAUUGACAAAGAAGACAAUAUUGAUGUUGGUACUCAUCCUAAACAAAUCCCUAGUAAUAUAGAGAAAGCACUUGAAGCUGUGGCUGAAGCAGUAAUAAGUCAUCAAUCUUCAAAUGAGAAAUACACCAGCAACAGCUGCAAAGCUAGGUCCAAUGAAUUUCUUGAUGCAUUGCAAUUGUUGAGCUCAAAUGAAGAGUACUUUCUAAUGCUUUUGAAAGACCCAAGUUCUAGGAUGUUGCAAUGCUUGCAAAACCUAUACACGGCAUUAGGAAGUCCUAUAUUGGAAUCAACAGAAGAUGACAAACAAACAAACUCAAAAGUUAUCGAUAACAGUCUAGAGCAGCAUGAAGUUUUGAAAUAUGGUGUGCAAAAAAUACAUAAUUCUUUCUUCGAGGAAGAUAAGCUAGUUAUGAGGACACCACCAAAAUUGAAUGAUAAUUCUCGUGGCAUUAGCAGAAUAGUAAUAUUGAAGCCAAGUCCUGCUAGAAGUCAAACUAGUCUGCUCUCAAGUAGUGCAUUUUCAUCACCCGUAUCAACUCAUAAUGAUUUGCAAGGUCAGCAAGAUAGUGAAAAUUACGCUCGACAUUUCUCUCUUAGAGAGCUUAAAAGGAGGCUAAGGUUUGCCAUUAGUAACAAGCGAAAGGAUAUCAUGAGUAGUACUUUCCAAAAAGAUGAUUCAACACCAAAAAUUAUUCUUGAGAGUAUGUCGACAAGUAUGGAUUCUUCUAAAUGUGAAAAAGAUGAAAAACCCUCGAGAGUUGACAAUAAAGCAAACCCUAAAGAUAGUGAAAGUGGCAUGGGAAAUGAUGUUGCUCAUUGUGUCACCUCUUUCUUUUAUGAAAAAGCUAAGAAGCAUCUACGGGAGAGGCUAGACAAUCAAAAGAGCAACACUUCUCAGGUGGUACACAAAUUAGAACCCUUUGGGAAGUUAAUUUCAUUUUCAGGGCAUGAUAUGUUUUCUCAAACUGAUCAUCCUCAAGAGGAUGUUAACAUGUUAGAGGAUUUAACCACCUCAACAACAUUAUUGAGGACUGAACAAGAGGAUAAUUCAUCAGAUUCUAACUUGGCAAGAAAGUUCAAAGAGUCAAUACUAUAUGAUACCAGCACAUUGGCUAACACACAAUUGGAUGAGUUUAAGACAAACCAUGGCAAUUAUCCAUUCAAAGAGGGCACUAUCUCGCAUGAGUUAAUAAGUAAAGGAAUUGACAACAUAAAUGUUGCAACAGACACCCCUCAAUCCUCUAUUCAGAUUGAAACUUCAAUUGAAAGCUUGGAACAAAUAAAUACAAGCCAAUGCUUCCCAGAAGAGUCACAAAACAAGAAUACAUUACUAGAAGCGUUCCUGUAUACUCAAGGGGGUCUCGCUAAUGAGAAAGACAAUCAAAGUCCAUCUAUAGUGGUUGGAUUAACCAAGCCGCCCAUAAUGACAUUUUCUUGUUCACCAGAGAAUGCAUGUGAUAAGGAGGAAAGAUUGAGCCCUCAAUCUAUUCUAGAUACUUUCCUACAAGAUGGUAGCAGCCCUAGCCAAAAAACUGAAGAGCAAGACAAAUUAUCUAUUCCAAGCACAAGAAUUAUGUUCGAAGACAGUGAUACCCCCCUAGGAAGCCCAACUUUGCAUAACACACCACAAGAAACCAUUUUGGAUGAUAAACAAGCAAGGUUUUCCUUUAUAAAGGUUGUGCUUGAGGCUUCAAACCUAUUGUUUGAGGAAAUUUCAGAUAUAUGGUAUACGAGUGCGUCAUUGGUUAACACAUCAGCAUUGGCUGAAGUAGGGACUUUAUAUUGUCUAACGGAUGAGGUAGUGCUUCUUUUUGAUUGUGUUGAAGAAGCUCUUUUUAAGAUGAGGGAUACAUUCUUUGGUUGUGACCCUUGGGUAGCUUAUCUAAAACAUAAUAUGAGACCAGCUCUUGUAGGAACAGAGCUCAUUCAAGAGGUGGCUAAGUUCAUUGAUUCUCUAGUCAAUGAUAAGGUUCUAGGUACAUUAGAUCAGUUGGUGCUCAAAGACUUGGAAAAUGGAUCAUGGAUGAACCUUCGAGACAAUACUGAAGGAGUUGUUAUAGAGGUGUGGGAUAGUUUGCUUGAUGACUUGAUGGAGGAAAUGGUGUUUGAUUUGUGGCUUUAAGAUUGUUUUGUUAUCAUCCAUGAAGCUACAUCAAAUCAAAACUAAUUGAGUUGAUAGUUUGGCAGUGUUUUAUUCACCAAAAACAAAAGAAAAAAGGCAGUAAAGAAGUGAAUGACCUAAAUAUAGACAUAGAUUGCAUAGAGUUAGGCUUGCGUGAAUUUUUGGAUCAUACUAUAAAUCUUGAAUAUACUUGGCUCCUAACUGUAGGAACUUUGCUUCUUUUAUCAUUAUUUUUCUUUGUAUAGGUGUGAAAAUAGGAAGAACUUGGUUAUAUAUGUACUGUUCAUCUUACUAUUUAAUGAUAGUUUUUUCUCUUGAAACCAUAACCAUUUCCCUUGUUUAUGAGAUGCAC
Molecule: messenger RNA, 3312 nt
Organism: Oryza brachyantha (malo sina)
Lineage: Eukaryota; Viridiplantae; Streptophyta; Magnoliopsida; Poales; Poaceae
Exons: 7
Coding region: 357-2960 (867 amino acids)
Source: RefSeq, a predicted model, not a curated record